AUGUCAGACCCUAUUCCCUCCGCGACAGCAAAUCCUGAUGCUUCAGCCCAGCAUGUGCCUUCCAAUGCCGAAGAUCGGAAAGCCGCUGCUGCCCUCGACUCGCUGAACCCGGAGGAAGUCUCCAGCGACUCGACUGCUCCCCCAGGGCCCACCAAUGCCCAGCAGGAAGCUUUGAACAAGGCGAUGAGCCGGCUGGAAGUCGCUGCUGGGCAAACUCCAGAUGAUAAGAAGAAAGUGACCGGAGCACAGAAGAAGGAGCCUGAAGCGCCGAGAAAGGUGGUCAAGGUCAACCCGGCUGAUGUGACUUUAUUGGUCGAACAGCUUGAGUUGAACAAGAGUAAGGCUACGGAUCUACUCCGAGCCAACGAAGGAGAUGUAAAUCGUGCCAUUGAGGCGUUUAUUACACCUUCGAUCCGAGUAUGA
This is a messenger RNA of Penicillium diatomitis, 423 nucleotides long. RefSeq names its product huntingtin-interacting protein K. The record is from RefSeq and is a predicted model, not a curated record. Gene Ontology annotation, biological process: negative regulation of apoptotic process; protein stabilization. The coding region runs from base 1 to 423 and encodes 140 amino acids. Lineage: Eukaryota; Fungi; Ascomycota; Eurotiomycetes; Eurotiales; Aspergillaceae. The transcript has 2 exons.